Dunckerocampus dactyliophorus (ringed pipefish) is the source of this 993-nucleotide messenger RNA. RefSeq names its product trace amine-associated receptor 1-like. The transcript has a single exon. Gene Ontology annotation, molecular function: neurotransmitter receptor activity; G protein-coupled serotonin receptor activity. The record is from RefSeq and is a predicted model, not a curated record. Bases 1 to 993 code for a protein of 330 amino acids. Gene Ontology annotation, biological process: G protein-coupled receptor signaling pathway, coupled to cyclic nucleotide second messenger; chemical synaptic transmission. Lineage: Eukaryota; Metazoa; Chordata; Actinopteri; Syngnathiformes; Syngnathidae. Gene Ontology annotation, cellular component: dendrite; membrane.
AUGGCACCAGAGGUCGUCGUUAACCGAACUCAUUUGAUACAUCCUUGUUAUGAACUAGAUCAUCUGUAUUAUGUACCGUCAAAAACCCAUUCCUUACAGUGUGUUUUAUUGAAUAUAUUUCUUUGUUUAUUAUGUGUCAUCAUAAUAUGUGGAAACCUUCUCAUAAUCAUCUCUGUGGUUUAUUUCAAACAGCUUCACACUCCUACUAAUUAUCUCAUUCUCUCUCUGGCAGUGGCUGACUUGCUUGUUGGUGUUUUAGUGUUUCCCCUCAGCGUAGAAUUCACCGUCACUUAUUGUGCCUAUCAAGAGGAACUGCUUUGUAAAGUGCGAAGCAGCGUCGACGUAACACUGAGCACUGCUUCUAUUUUACAUUUAUGCUGUAUUUCUAUAGAUAGAUAUCAUGCAGUGUGUAAGCCUCUGACUUAUAGAACUACAAUCACUGUUCAUGUUGUUGUGUUCAUGAUCUUGGUGAGCUGGAGUCUCUCUGUUCUAGUUGCGAUUGGCUUUUUGGUUGCAGAAUUAAACUAUGCAAAGUGUACAGAAGAAUGUUACAUUGAUGUUUUGCUUGCAAAUAUUUUGGGAGUCAUUUGCGCCUUUUACCUACCUGUGAGUGUAAUGAUAUGUAUCUAUGUAAAGAUCUUCCUUGUCGCACAGAAACAGGCACGCAGCAUCCAAAACACAAGCUAUCAGAGCAGGACGACAGGAGCAGCUGUCAGUAAGAUGGAGAGAAAGGCCACCAAAACUCUGACUAUAGUUAUGGGUGUUUUCCUCAUCUGUUGGAGUCCUUUCUUUCUGUAUUUUUCUGUGUAUCUUUUAAACCAAGUGUUGAUACCGAUAGCGGUUGUUGAAACACUUACCUGGCUGGCUCUGUCAAAUUCAAUGCUCAAUCCAUUCAUUUAUGCUUUCUUUUACAGCUGGUUCCAGUCUGCUUUUAAAAUGAUUGUAUCAGGAAAAAUAUUCAAAGGAGAUUUUUGUAGCACCAGACUUCACUGA